Molecule: messenger RNA, 1370 nt
Organism: Hyposmocoma kahamanoa
Lineage: Eukaryota; Metazoa; Arthropoda; Insecta; Lepidoptera; Cosmopterigidae
Exons: 6
Coding region: 1-1275 (424 amino acids)
Source: RefSeq, a predicted model, not a curated record
AUGUUUGUCACAGAAACAAUGAACGGCGCCAUCGCGCACGCGUCGAACCACACCACGAUGGAAGACUCGAACAGCUCGUCGAGCGAGCCGCUGGCGAUGACGUCACGGCGCGUCCACGGCCGGCUCGUGACGUCACUGGCGCGCGACGACAGCGGGGACGACUCGUGGGACAGCGACGCGCCGCUGCACGUGCACAGCAAAGGCAAGGGCGUGGGCAAAAAAAGCAAGAGUAGCCGGACGAGCCCCGAGGCGGGGCCCAGCACCGCGCCCGACGAGGUCUUGCUGCCAGAAUACUCCCCGCCCCGCAACGGCAUCGACUCGGACUACCACGAAGACCACCUGGCGACGCGGACCGCGUCUCACGCUGCGGCGGCUCCGGCCAUCGCGGCGGCGGGGUACUCGUCGGACAGCCUGGACCCCACCGACUGCCACAUCGAGGUGCUCGAGGAGGAGCUGCUCGAGGAAGAGGUCCAGCUGACGUACAGUCCGCAGCACUCGGCGGACUCCGACAUGCCGAAGGUCUGCCUUGUCCGACUUGGCACUGAGCAGCUUCAGCCGCAAACGAGAUUGGUAACGCGAGCCGUUGUGUCGUGUCCGCAGAGCGCGCGCAAGCGGCGCCUGCGCAGCUCCAACUCGGGCGCGUCGGAGCGCAGCGCGCGCGCGCGCCGGCGGCGGCGCGGGGGCAGGGAGCGCCCGCCCAAGCGGCUGCGCGAGCGCUUCACCGAAGGGUCCUCCACGUCGUCGUCGUCGUCGGACUCGGAGGGCGGCGGCGACUCGCUGCGGCGCUACGAGUCGGACCGGUCGUACAAGCCGCGGUACUCCACGGACGACGACGCGCCGCUCAACACCUACCGGCAAAGGCAGGAGGCGAGCGAUGUGGCCGGCCCCUCGGGCAGCACUCGGCGGACGCACAACGGACAUGCCAAGAGAGGCGUGUCGCUGCGCGCGCGCCGCAGCCCGCGGCGCUACAACGAGGACAGCGAGGAGGACUCGGUGGCCGCCAUCAGCAAGCGCCAGAACCACCACCACCACCGGCUGCACAACCACCGCCAGCUGGCCACCCGCCGCCAGAGGCACGCCGCACAGGUACGCGGCUUCUCCGCCAUUGAGCCGGUCUAUCCGUCUCCACUGCAGCCAAUAUCGCAAUUAGGAUGCACGUUCACACUAGACCGUUACGUGAGCCAAUUCAAUGCACGUGUUGAAAAGUUAGAGCUCGUUCUAAUUUACAUUGUCUGUGUCACUCUGGACAGUGCCGCGUCGAUUGGCCCAACGUAAACCGUCCUUUAAAGUACUGUCCAGGGCGACGUAUUCUGGAUUUAGGAGAUCACAUUUUAAGGUCGUGACAUUUUUAUCAAUGAGCUAUAAUCAUU